AUGGAUCGGGUAGAUGAAUCUGAACAAAAUGAAGUUAAUCAACAAAAUACUAGUCAACAAAUACAUUCUUCUAAUAAUGAACAAAUAUUGGAAAAUGAAGAACAACAAAAAUAUUAUCAAACAAACAAAGGACAAGAACAACAGAAUUCAACAGACGGUCAGUUAAUUGAGACUAGAUCUGAUCAUUUAAACAAUCAAAAAGAAGGAAUUGAUAAACAAAAUGAGAAUAAUUUACAAGAACAAAUUAAUGAUCAAACAAGUAAUAUAGUCGAAUCUCUAUUUUAUAUUUACAUAUAUAAUCUCCAUUUUAACAAAUAUUAUUUGAAAAAGAUUUGUUUGGGCCUUAGAACAAGACAUUAUUCAACACUUUUUCAAUCCUUUUUCGUUUUUACAUAUAAAAGGUGUAUGUAA
Molecule: messenger RNA, 411 nt
Organism: Meloidogyne enterolobii
Lineage: Eukaryota; Metazoa; Nematoda; Chromadorea; Rhabditida; Meloidogynidae
Source: the annotation of a GenBank genome assembly